AUCGCCGGAGGCUCUGACAGCUUUAUCGCCGGAGUCCCUGAACUCUCGCUUUCUUUUUAAUCUCCUGCAUCAGAUCACCGGCGUGCCCCACCAUGUCAGAUGCAGCUGUAGACACCAGCUCUGAAAUCAUCACCAAGGACUUAAAGGAGAAGAAGGAAGUUGUGAAAGCGGCAGAAAAUGGAAGAGACGCUCCUGCUAACAGGAAUGCUAAGGAGGAAAAUGGGGAGCAGGAGGCUGACAAUGAGGUAGAUGAAGAAGGGGAAGAAGGUGGGGAGGAAGAGGAGGAGGAAAAAGAAGGUGAUGGUGAGGAAGAGGAUGGAGAUGAAGACGAGGAAGCUGAGUCCGCUACAGGCAAGCGGGCAGCUGAAGAUGAUGAGAAUGAUGAUGUCGAUACCAAGAAGCAGAAGACCGACAAGGAUGACUAGACAGCAAAAAAGGAAAAGCUAAACUAAAAAAAAAAAGGCCGCCAUGACCUAUUCACCCUCCAUUUCCUGUCUCAGAAUCUAAACGUGGUCACCUUCCAGCAUUGAGGCCUGCCUGCCCACCGUGGGCAGUGCCACCCACAGAUGACGCACACUCUCCACCACCCAACCUAAACCGUAAGAAUUUGCAACAGGGGAGGAAAAAAGAACCAAAACUUCCAAGGCCCUGCUUUUUUUCUUAAAAGUACUUUUAAAAAAGAAAUUUGUUUGUAUUUUUUAUUUAUAUUUUAUAUUUUUGUACAUAUUGUUAGGGUAAGCCACUUUUAAUGAUCUCGGAUGACCAAACCAGCCUUGCAACCGUUCUCCGUCCUACUUCUGACUUUACUUGUGGUGUGACCAUGUUCAUUAUAAUAUCAAAGGAGAAAAAAAAAACUUGUAAAAAAAAGGGCCGAGCGCAGUGGUUCACGCCUGUAAUCCCAGCACUUUGGGAGGCCAAGGCGGGUGGAUCACGAGGUCAGGAGAUCAAGACCAUCCUGGCUAACACGGUGAAACCCCGUCUUUUUUUCCCCUUUUUUUGUUUAUAAAGUUGCUGGGGUUUUUUUGGCCUCUUUGACGUAUGUGUGAAACAAUGUUGUCCAACAAUAAACAGGAAUUUUAU
Molecule: messenger RNA, 1080 nt
Organism: Symphalangus syndactylus (siamang)
Lineage: Eukaryota; Metazoa; Chordata; Mammalia; Primates; Hylobatidae
Product: prothymosin alpha-like
Biological process (GO): negative regulation of apoptotic process; positive regulation of transcription by RNA polymerase II
Cellular component (GO): nucleus
Molecular function (GO): histone binding
Source: RefSeq, a predicted model, not a curated record